This is a messenger RNA of Vitrella brassicaformis, 1678 nucleotides long. The record is from the annotation of a GenBank genome assembly. Lineage: Eukaryota; Vitrellaceae.
CCACGCCAUCCCAAUCAGCUCGGCAAAAGUGUCCCGCAGCUCGUCGUGGCGACGAAUCACCAGGCCGUACCGCUUGCAGCACAGCGCAUGGUCGACAUCAUUCCCGCACCACUGCUAUGUACUGCACACACGCGGCGGCAUGCACAGCUCGUCAGCCCCUGGCCUUUGUUGGAGCCACGUUGAUCACUUGCGUCCUCCCCGUCUGUCCGCCGGUCCAGCCAUCCUGACGCCGUGCUUCCUGGCCUGCUUGACGAACUUGCGCAGCUGGUGGCACUUGCCCAUCAACAGGUCGAGCUUGCGCAUCAGCUGCUCUUCUGACAGCUGCCACACGUAGUCUGACAGGGUGUCACCAUCUAACUCGUGCUGACAGGGACACACAGACACAGAACAGGGAGAGGGAAGGCCGAUGGGCAUGGGAGAGAGAGAGAGAGAGAGGAAGAGUUGUUGCGUGUUGGUGUGUAAAGCAAUGUGUGCACCUCACCUCCUUUAUGAUGUCGGUCAGCUCCACGAGGGCCUUGCGGUCGCUCUGCCCCAACGCCUUGACUAAUUCUUCGCUCGUCAUGCCCUCCAGCGACCUGCUGUCUGAGCACGACAACACACACAUGAUGGAUGCACAAAGUGGGUGGUCUUGGCGUGCUGUCACACCUUUGUUCGCGGCCCCCUCCCUGUCGCUCACGGCGCCAUCGUCGCUCCGGUCGUCGUCAUCCCGAGUCCGUUUGCGACCCCUCCUCGGCACCAGCAACGAACCGUCUACCUGAUCAAAGUCGGUCGGUGACAAACAGACAGACAGAACGGGAUGUGAGGCGACCAAUAAAUGCAACCCCCCAAGUGUCACGCACUCACCCCCUGGUCCCGCGCGUGUUCGACGAAUAGCUCCAACUCAAAUCCCUUGCCCAUAGAAAUAUCUAGCAGCGUCUAAAAGCAGCCAGCCAGCCAACACAUGAAAUGAAUGCCGGAUGCCAAGCAGAUGGGCACUGUUCGCACAGCAUAGCAUACCCACCCGCAGGUCCUCCCGCGAGUGCCGGUCCAUCAGCUCACUCAACACCUUCCCACUCAGCUCAUGCUGCACACAUACAACAGCAAUCGAUUGGCCAUGCGCCACUCCCUUGUCCUCCCUGCCUCUUCGCACCUUCUCAACGAUAGUAGCCAGGCCGCGAAGCUCUUUCGACUCGCUCUGCUCGAGUGCGAGAGCCAGCUGUCGAGAGCUCAGCGCCUCCAGCGGCUUAUUCUCAACUCCUCCCUCCUGCCCCUGCGAUGACGAGUUGGCUCCUCUAUUGGCCAUGGGAACCUCAGCAGCAGCGGGUGCAGCCGCAGGCGGUGAGCCGGGUGACUUCGGUGGUGAGUCGAGAAGAACCUCCUCACGCCGCUCACGAAGUCUCGGACUGCUGCGCUGCCGAGCGACUGGCUUCGGUUUGGCUGCGGCGGCCUUGGCUGUCGCCUUCGCCUUCGCCUUGGCUGCUGGUUGCGGUAGCGCUGCUGGUGGCGGUGGCGGCGGUAAUGCUGGUGGGUUGCGGGCGGCGGCUUUGGCUUUCGCUUUGGCUGCCGGUGGUGGUGCCACAGAAGGUGGUGCAGGCAGUGCGGGAGCCUCAGGGUGCUUGGGAUAUCGUUUGAGGCGCUGCUUAGGCGCCAUAGAAGGCCUGGUGGCGCCAGAAACUCAUGGGAAUGCCACCAUCACGCC